Molecule: messenger RNA, 1569 nt
Organism: Aspergillus ochraceoroseus IBT 24754
Lineage: Eukaryota; Fungi; Ascomycota; Eurotiomycetes; Eurotiales; Aspergillaceae
Exons: 2
Coding region: 1-1569 (522 amino acids)
Source: RefSeq, a predicted model, not a curated record
AUGUCUCGGGACUAUCAUUCGCUUUCUAUGCUGAACCGUCGCUUACUUCGGGGGGAGAUCACAUAUUCUGCCGCAAAGGAACGAGAUUCUAAUAUCCUCCAUGAGUUGGGAUACAGGGAUCAGAAGAUCCGAUAUUUUACCCAUCUGUACCGAAAUCGCAAGCUAAUCAAAGCAAGUGUAGUCCAUCAUCUCGGCCUCGCUUCCACAGACACCUGUCAACUUGUUGAUGUGGAGCAUUGGAUACAUGGCAGCUUCAAUGUUUGCAUCCGAGUUGAUGUUGAUUGCCAGGGACGGGGUCCUGGGAAACAACUGAUUAUCCGAUUUCCCUUGCCCUACCGGAUUGGGGAGAACUGCUGCCCAGGUAAUGCAGAUGAGAAGGUGCGCUGUGAAGUCGGAACCUACGCAUGGCUUCAAGAUAACUGUCCAGCUGUACCAAUUCCACAGCUUUAUGGAUUUGGCCUAUCUACUGGGCAAACUUUCACCUUCCUCGAUAACUUGCCUUUUAUUCCCCGCAUCAUCCAGCGGGUGCGCCGUCGCUUGUUAAGUUGGUUAAACUAUCCGACCCCAACCCUAUACGUUCAACACCAAAGCAGAGAUCAGAUCAUGCUAGGCACACCCUAUCUUUUGAUUGAAUAUAUUGAUCCAUCGAGAGGGCAAAUGCUUUCUGAAACUUGGGAGGAAGGGCGCCACAAUAUUGAAUUGCGCACAAACCUCUUCCACGGGCUCUCCCGCAUUAUAUUGAAUUUAGCAUGUAUUCCAUUACCAAAGAUCGGGUCCUUCGUUCUGGAUGAAAAGGGUUACUUGAGUUUAAGUAACCGGCCUCUUACCCUUGAAAUCCUGCAACUAGAAAAUGAGCACAUUCCAGUUGACAUGCCGCAAAAUACUACUCAUUCCACUGUCGACGCUUAUAUCAAUGACAUACUUGCAUUCCAUGAAAGUCGACUUCGCCACCAGCCUAACGCAGUUAAUAAUGUCGAAGAUGGUUUCUACCAGACGUCGGCAUUGAUGGUUAUGAAAAGUGUCUGGUCUUGCUUUUUUCGCCGCGAUCUCCAUCGGGGCCCAUUCUUCCUUAGUCUCACUGAUCUUAACCAGAGUAAUAUCUUUGUUGAUGACAACUGGAAUAUCAAGUGCCUUGUCGAUCUUGAGUGGGUGUGCUCUCAUCCAGUGGAGAUGAUUCACCCUCCAUACUGGUUGACAAAUCAGGCUAUCGAUUUAAUCAACAGGGAUGACUAUGAAAUUCUUCACAAAGAAUUCAUGGAAGCCUUCUCAAAGGAAGAGAUGAAGAUCAAGCCACCAGUCUGCCUCUGUCCUAUUUUGCAGCAGGGAUGGGAGAGAGGAACAUUUUGGUAUUCUCUUGCACUUAGUAGCCCCACAGCGUUAUUCAAGAUAUUCUACGACUUUAUUCAACCCAUGUUUUCUAAGGUUCAUGAUGAUCCAGCUUUCUGGCAGAUCACUAUGCCCUACUGGACAUUCAAUACCUAUGGAUUUAUUCAGCACAAAUUAAAGGACAAGGAGCAGUAUGAUGCCUUGCUGCGUGAAGCAUUUGAAUCCGGUACUUCUCAGGGCUAG